Closterium sp. NIES-65 is the source of this 1362-nucleotide messenger RNA. The record is from the annotation of a GenBank genome assembly. Lineage: Eukaryota; Viridiplantae; Streptophyta; Zygnematophyceae; Desmidiales; Closteriaceae.
AUGGCCACUCUUCGCUCCGCGUUCAUCCUCGCGUUGGUCCUCGUCUCUCUCCCUGCGCUCUAUGCCGCGGCUGCGCCACUGCAGGGUGACGUGGCUGGUGGAAGUGCAGGCGUGGACGCGGCGAGUUGGGGCCGCAAGCUGCUGGAAGCGAGCGGCGGUGACGUGGACGUGGGUGGCGAGGAGGAGGAGGUGGGGGAGGCGACGGACGGGCUGGACGAGGCGGUGCGGGUGCUGCUGAGCUGGAAGAAGAUCAAGAACGCGGCGAAUCAAGCGGCGAAGAGCGAGGCGGGGCAGAAGGCGGGAGGGUUGGUGAAGAAUGUGGUGAAGAAGGGCGGCAAGGAGGCGCUCACGGCUGCAGUCAACGCGUUCCGCAGCGGCAAGGGCGCCAAGGGUGCCCUGCAGGCGGGCGCUGGCUCGUUCCUGCCCACUUUUACUGCCUCGCUAGCCACUGUCACUACUGACGUGACCGCAGCUGCUGUUACGACUACGUCGCGGUCUCGAGUCACUGCUCGCAACACUACUACUCUUCCUUGCCCUGCUGUUCCCUCCGGGUCUCUAACUGGCUUCCACGUCCCCUCGUUCUCGAGGAACUUGGUGGGCGUGAGGCCUCUUGUGAGUCAGCACGUGGGUGUGUGGAUUGAGCCCUCUGGUGAGACGGCGGUUGCUGCGUCCCCCCAGGUAGCUGUGUCUGGUCCAGUUGCUGCGUCGUGCUCCUGCCGCUCGCUUGCACACCCCACCGUUCUGUGGCACCACCGGACGGGGCACCCGUCCCUCCCUCGUCUGCGUGCUAUGUCUCGUCAGCGUCUUGUCUUAGGCCUCCCGCGUGUCUUGCCGUCGCUGCUGCCUUCACUUGCACCGCCGUGCGGUCCCUGCGUCGAGGGUCGGCUGUGCGCCACCCCUCACUCCUCCUCCCUUCGUCCGGCCACCGAGCCUUUUGAGACGCUCCACUUGGACGUCUGGGGCCCCGCCCCGCCCCUUGCCUUGGCCCUGAGCGCGAGCGUUUCUUUCUGGUGGUACGCCGCUCACCAGCUGAACCUCUGGCCACGCGUCUCUCGGCCAGAGUCUUCACCGACCAGUCUUUGGACCUGGUCCCCUGGUGUUGCGUCGAGGUUUCGUGUCUGGGGUUGCUUGGCUCUUGUCCGCGACACUUCCGCGGACAAGCUCUCGCCUCACGCCGUUCCCUGUAUCUUCCUUGGUUUCCUUGAGGACUCCUUUGACUUCACCUUUUACCACCCUCCCUCUCACCGGUUCUUUGACUCCCGUGACGUCCGUUUUGAGGAGUCCACGGCCUACUACGCCAGGUACCCCAGUCGAGGUGUGUCCCAGGCUACCCCUCCCCCCUCGGUAGCCCCUCAGGUGUAG